UAUAUAUAUGAUCUACAUAUUUUGGAAAUGCUAGUUUGCACUAUUGCAUGGGAGCUGAAAUCCUUCCAUCAUCAUUCUUCAAGAUGCAAUGGAACGUGCCAAGAACUGUAUUUCGACUGGCACAUAGGACAUGCAUCGAGCCACAUAAAGCUCGUCUUUUUGGACAUUGUCAAAAGAGAAAAGAGCCAUUAAUUGCACAUAAAGCUCAAUGCAGAAUAUUUUUGGUUCUGGGCCCUCAGAAACAAUGGUUUCAUGUAUCUGCUGCCCUGUGUGCUGCAAAGGAAAAGAAGACAUUCAGUCAUGCCCUCCAACCAGAACUCCUUCCUCAUAAGGAGUGGAAUCAAGAUAUUUUGUCCAAGAGGGUUUUAUCAUCCAAAGCCACACCCUCAGAACCUCCAGAAAAAAAGGAAGAACUUGAUCCUUUACAGGAUACCUCUAUUAGUCUUUAUCAACGCUUUAAGAAAACAUUUAGACAAUAUGGCAAAGUUUUGAUUCCAGUGCAUCUAAUAACCUCUGGAAUUUGGUUUGGAACAUUUUAUUAUGCAGCCAUGAAAGGAGUGAAUGUUGUUCCUUUCCUAGAACUCAUUGGGUUACCUGACAACGUGGUGAACAUUCUCAAAAAUUCCCAGAGUGGAAAUGCAUUAACUGCUUAUGCUUUGUUUAAGAUCGCAACCCCUGCCCGUUAUACUGUGACUCUGGGCGGAACCUCCUUCACUGUGAAGUAUCUGCGAAGUCGGGGCUACAUGUCAACACCUCCUCCUGUUAAGGAGUAUCUCCAAGACCGGAUGGAGGUGACGAAGGAGCUUCUCACAGAGAAAAUGGAAGAAACUAAGGAUAGACUCGCUGAGAAAUUACAUGAAACCAAAGGAAAAGUUUCUUUUAAAAAGAAAGUGGAAUAGGGUGCCUUAUAUAACAGGUUUUAGGAAAUUUAUGCAUUUUAUCCCUUUGGAGACUAUGAACAAAGACUGUGUUCCUGGUUAUCUUUUUGGUUAGUUACCUAAAUAUACCCAUUUUCUGAAGGUUAUGCAACUGAUAUUUUUUUAAAAUUAAAUAUUACUAAGAAAAAAAAAAUCAGUGUUUUACAAAGAUAAAAUGGACCCAGUAUAAGAAUUUCCUAUCAGUAGCAGCAUUCAGCAGUAUUCAGUGUCUUAUACAUCAGCCCUAUUUUCAGUUUCCUCAGAAUUCUACUUGUUUUAUAUUUUGCUUUAUACUUGUUGGUAUAAUUAUUCAGACUAGACAGUUGGCUCCUUGAAUAACCCAUGCAGCCUUAGGCAGGAUGUUAACACUAGACUUCCAUCUUUGUGUUACUCAUUGAGGUUUAACUGUAUUUAGUUUGCAUUGCGGAAACAAACUGUUACCAAAAACUGCCUACCUGUGACUAAAAUGAUGGAAAAAAAAAACAAAACAGUGUGUAAUGGUUAUAUACCAAUUAAAAUACAAACUUCUUAUGAAGAAUGUUGAAUAAAAAUUGAGUCGUGUAAAUAA
Molecule: messenger RNA, 1485 nt
Organism: Suncus etruscus (white-toothed pygmy shrew)
Lineage: Eukaryota; Metazoa; Chordata; Mammalia; Eulipotyphla; Soricidae
Gene: MIMS1
Product: family with sequence similarity 210 member A
Exons: 4
Coding region: 48-899 (283 amino acids)
Cellular component (GO): mitochondrion
Source: RefSeq, a predicted model, not a curated record